AUGUUCGACACUUCAAGCUGGAAAUCAUCAGAAGCGUCAAGCUCACUUGGAGAUGAACGGGAACGUGCAAAGAUUCUGCAGAAGAUUAUAGAGGUUAAGGAUAAAUUGAAAGUGAUGAAUGAUGAACGAGAAGCCGAAGUUGUUAAAUUCCUUCAAAUCACAAAAACAUCGGAGAAGAACAAGGGAAUCACAGAAAACCCGCAACUCAUUAGAAUUAGAAAUAAUUUCGAAAGACGCAACAAGAAACAUACAAAUGAGACAGAACAUCUUCAGGUGAGCAAAAAUUAUAAUUUUUUUGUUGAAAUAAUAUUUAUUACCUGGAAAAUAUUUUAGCGUAAGUUAGCGGAAUAUGAGGAACGUUUGAAAUUGAUUGAUAAUGGACAAUAUGAAGUGAAUGUUAGUAAAUCGGCUGUUAUCACAAAUGGAAUUAAGAAAGCGAGUGCAAAUGUGAAAGGAAUGACAGAAUCAGUUAUAACUGCACCAUUGGAAUUGGCACAACGUUUGAAAUCUGCAUUUGGAUCAGCGGAUAAUAUUAGUCUUUCAAGAGAUGGAACUGGUAAGUUCAUUGA
Caenorhabditis angaria is the source of this 569-nucleotide messenger RNA. NCBI's taxonomy places the organism in Eukaryota, Metazoa, Nematoda, Chromadorea, Rhabditida, Rhabditidae. The record is from the annotation of a GenBank genome assembly.